Molecule: messenger RNA, 1239 nt
Organism: Opisthorchis viverrini
Lineage: Eukaryota; Metazoa; Platyhelminthes; Trematoda; Opisthorchiida; Opisthorchiidae
Exons: 1
Coding region: 1-1239 (412 amino acids)
Source: RefSeq, a predicted model, not a curated record
AUGUAUCACAAGAAGCGCAUUCUUCUCGUAAUUCUGGUGAUUUUUGGUGUACUGUACCUCUCCUUACCUACCAUACGCCCACCCACCCCAUCUGAACUUAGUCACCCACAGUAUGCCCUUAUUCCCCCCGGUGGUUCGGUUGUUUUGCAGCCCUCUCAUCCGCCUUCGAUUCUUUCUAAGUAUCCGAAAACUGUAUUUUCCAACCAACCGGUGCUCUUCCCGAGUUUUUUUGUGACGUCCCCGGUUCUGAAAGACCUGCUUUCCUCUGAUGCAAACUAUGCCAGGUUACUGUCCAAACGUGUGGAACAACAACCUGUACCAUCCAACCCGGCAACACAGUUUGGAUGUCUAUGUGGCCGGGUGAGUGAUGCAUGCGUUUGCUGUGGUCCUCUUUCUAUCCCAGUAGAAGUUUGUCAGAGUCAGCUUCCCACCAGACUAUGUGGUCCUCUUGUUCUGUUCUCCACUGUGGAAAGCAGUGCAGCCCACUUCUGCCUCAACGUAACAUACCAUCCUAAGAAACAACAAGUGGACACUGCCGGAUUUCUCAUACCCGAAAAUUCGCCAUCAGUAGACGGUCGGAUGGACCACUCUGUACACCAGUUCAUUCUCAAUCAGCUCUGGUUCUGCCUCAACGUAACAUACCAUCCUAAGAAACAACAAGUGGACACUGCCGGAUUUCUCAUACCCGAAAAUUCGCCAUCAGUAGACGGUCGGAUGGACCACUCUGUACACCAGUUCAUUCUCAAUCAGACUCUGGUUCUUUUUGACAGUCAAAUCGUUCCGGUUAAUGAUCCGCCAGUGUUUUGCGUGGAAAACUCUCGAACAGACCCCGAAAUGGGUAUUUGUAUCCAACUUUCGAAUCUGCGGUAUUUUUAUGACAUUGGUUCUGAUCACAAGACUGUAUUUACUGGUUGUGCUCAGGUCAGUGCUUUACUCAAACGGCAGUUUGUUAUAACCCGUAGUCCCCCAUUUUGUUUCCGCGCUCACCGGGGAGCUGCGGGUGACGUAGAUCAAGCAGCUGCUUUGGCCCAGAGAAAGCCGGACUCAAAAAACGAGGGAGGUAUUGUCGGAAAAUAUGGUACUAAUUUGUCUCCCGACUCCCCAGGAGUAGAGCCAGAGAACUCCGUCUUAUCAACCCAUACUUCCACAACACCCUCUUUGGAGCUCCCCCAGAAGGUUCAUGAUAAGAAGAUCGCUGGUUCUCUGGACGCUCAUGAUGCGCUCCCCAUGGUACCUUGA